AUGGGUAAUUGCUUCAAUUAAGAUGAGAAUGCCAAAACAUCCCUAAAAUCACUAAAGAAAGUUGAUUAGUAAUAGUCUCAGUCCCUUUAAGACUUGGAUGCCAAUAAAAUAGCUUUAAAAGACUUUUUAAGUCAAGGCUAGAUAGGAAGGGUUAAGAAUGUAUGUAUAUUUUUAGGGUUAAUUUGGUAAGGUUUUUAGAGUUAAAAUGAAGAACAGCGCUCAAGAAUAUGCUAUGAAAGUAAUUAAAAAAUCGGAAAUCAUUCAAUUUGGAUUGGUAGAACAUACAAUGCUUGAAAAAAGUGUGCUUAUUCGUAGUAAAAACCCUUUUGUUGUCAAGUUAAAAUACUCAUUCUAAACAGAUUAAAAGCUAUAUUUAGUUAUGGAGUAAUAAGUUCAUAUGGAAAAUUUAGAUUAGUCACUGGAGGUCAGCUUUCAAAGAUUCUUAGCAAGUACUAUUAGAAUCGGCUCACAUAAGUUUAAGCUUAGUUCUGUGCUGCUGAAGUAGUUCUUGGAUUAGAAUACAUACAUGAGACUUUGAAAGUUGUAUAUAGAGAUUUGAAACCAGAUAAUAUUUUAGUUACUCAGGAUGGACAUUUGAAAUUAACAGAUUUCGGAUUAUCAAAAUAAUACGACAAGUAGGAUAUGAAGUUCUUUACUGUAUUAAUUAGAUUUAUUUAUAAGUUUAGUUUGUUGGUACACCUGAGUACAUAGCCCCAGAAAUUUUGUUGAAAUCUGGACACAAUACAUCUGUAGAUUGGUGGAGUCUAGGAAUAUUACUCUAUGAGAUGCUCGUAGGUUAUACACCAUUUAGAGAUAAAUCUAAUAAUUUAAGGAUGAUAGAGAACAAAAUUAUCUAAAAUGAGAUAGUAUUUCCAGAUUUCCUAUCUACUGAAGCCAAGGAUAUCAUAUCUCAAUUGCUAAAUAAAGAUCCCCGUAAUCGUUUAGGUAAAGUUAAUUUAAACAUUAAGGGAGUAAGUCUGUAGAUUAAAUAAAGAAACAUUCAUUUUUUUCUUAAAUUAAUUGGGAUGAUAUCUAUCAUUUACGAACAAAAUCGCCAAUUUUAGAUGGUCUAGCAAAGAUAUUAUAGUAAAAAUCAAUAGAAAGCAAGAUUGAACCAAAAAAAAUAUUCGAAACUCCCCAAUCUUAAAUAAGAUAAACAGAUGGUUAAUUCGAAGGUUUCUCUGUUAAUCAUGAUGAAUAUUGAAAUGUGC
This is a messenger RNA of Paramecium octaurelia, 1211 nucleotides long. The record is from the annotation of a GenBank genome assembly. NCBI's taxonomy places the organism in Eukaryota, Ciliophora, Oligohymenophorea, Peniculida, Parameciidae.